AUGUCUCGAUUUUUCCGCGGCGGAGACGACAGCUCCACUGACUCUUCUUCCGACGAGGAGGAACUCUACUCUGAAGAGGAGGAGGAGGAAGAGCACGACCAGGAGGAGGACUCUGAUGAGGAGGACGAGGACGAGUCCGAUGAGGAUUCCAGCGACAGUGAUGAUGGACAAAAGGCCGGUGCUUCUCGUUUCCUUCGCGAUGUCUCGUCGGAAAGCGAGGACAGCGAGGACGAGGAGCGGGUAAAGGUCAAGAGUGCCAAGGACAAGCGCAUCGAGGAGCUCGAGGCCACCAUCAAGCUUAUUGAGAACGGCCAGAAGAACGGCGACUGGGCUUCCAUCUCCACAGAGUUCGACAAGCUCAACCGUCAAGUCACGAAACUCCAGGAAGGCGGCAAGACCCCCAAGGUCUACAUUAAGACCAUCGCCGAGUUGGAGGACUACAUGAACGAGGCUGUGGCCAAGCAGAAGGUCACCCCCAAGAAGUUGAACGCCACCGCAAACCGUGGAUUGAACGCCGUCAAGCAGAAGAUCAAGAAGAUCAUCAAGGACUACCAGACCCAGGUCGAAGCCUACCGCGCCGACAACGACGCUUUCAUGGAGUCCGAGGAGGAGGAGGCCAAGCCCGCUCCCAAGGCCAAGAAGACCGCUCGCUUUGUCGACACAGCCGAGGAUGUCGCCGAGGAGGACGACGACGCGGGCUUCUCUACUGUCGUAAAGGGUGGACGCGCAAUGCCGUUCACCCCCGAGAGCAUCUUCAAGCACCUGCGGGUCAUCCUGGAGUCUCGCGGUAAGAAAAACACCGACAGACAGGAACAGAUUAAGGUUAUGGAGAAGCUUUACGCGAUUGCCAACACUCCUUACCAGAAGAUCCGCGUCCUGCUUACCCUGGUAUCGACCCGCUUCGAUCUCGGCUCGGGUGGUGCCUCCUACAUGCCUCUUGAGCACUGGAAGGCCGCCGAGAAGGAGCUUACUGCUCUUAUCGACGUCCUUGAGGCUAACAAGGACUACGUUGUGGUCGAGAGCGCCGAGGAGUGGGAUGACGACGAGAAGCCCCCUGUUCUGGAGAAGGACCAGAAGUACAUCAAGGUCCCCGGAAGCAUCGUCUCCUACGUCGAGCGCCUCGAUGACGAACUCACUCGCUCUCUUCAAAACAUCGACCCUCACACUUCCGAGUACAUUGACCGCCUGACCGACGAGGGCGCCCUUUACAACACUGUCUUCCGCGGUCAGCUGUACUAUGAGUACCUCCGCAAGGACGCCGACCUGGAUAUUCCCCAGGAGAGCAUCAACCGUAUCGUGACUCGCCGCCUCGAGCACGUCUACUUCAAGCCCGCCCAAGUUGUUAAGAUCCUCGAGGACAACUGCUGGAAGACCGUCGCUUCUAACGUCGAGUCGACCAUUACUCCCCGUGCCGAGUCCCAGGACGCCGGAAACCUUGUCAACGUUCUCUGCAACUACCUGUUCAGCAACGCCGAGGGUAUCCUCCGCGCCCGCGCCAUGCUGUGCCAGGUCUACUUCCUUGCUCUGCAUGACGAGUACUACAAGGCUCGUGACAUGAUGCUCAUGUCUCACUUGCAGGAGAACAUCCCCAACUUCGACGUCACCUCCCAGAUCCUCUACAACCGUACCCUCGUCCAGGUUGGCCUCUGCGCCUUCCGCAAGGGCCUCGUCUACGAUGCCCAGAACACUCUGCAGGAGAUCUGCGGCAGUGGUCGCCAGAAGGAGCUUCUUGCUCAGGGUGUCAUGAUCCAGAGAUACAGCCAGGUCUCUCCGGAGCAAGAAAAGCUGGAGAAGCAGCGCCAGCUCCCCUUCCACAUGCACAUCAACCUCGAGCUGCUCGAGUGCGUGUACCUCACCUGCAGCAUGCUCCUCGAGAUCCCUCUGCUGGCGCAGACCGGCUCCUCCCCCGACGUCAAGAAGCGUGUUAUUAGCAAGACUUACCGUCGCAUGUUGGAGUACCACGAGCGCCAGAUCUUCACCGGCCCCCCCGAGAACACCAGAGACCACGUCAUGCAGGCGUCCAAGGCUCUGGCUGCUGGUGAGUGGAAGAAGUCGAUCAACUUCAUCCAUAGCAUCAAGAUCUGGGACCUCAUGCCCAACACGGAAGACAUCAAGACGAUGCUCUCCAAGCAGAUCCAGGAGGAGGGUCUGCGGACGUAUCUGUUCACUUACGCACCCUUCUACGACACCCUGGCGGUCGAGACGCUCAGCAACAUGUUCGAGCUGGACGCCAGCAAGGUCCUCGCGGUCGUCAGCAAGAUGAUCAGCCACGAGGAGUUGGCGGCAUCCCUGGACCAGGUCACCUCGACUGUCAUCUUCCGCAAGGGCGUCGAACUCAGCCGUCUGCAGAGCCUCGCCCUGGCGCUCUCGGACAAGGCCAGCGCGCUCAUCGAGACCAACGAGCGGACACUGGAGCAGCGCACCCAGGGCUCAGCCAACGCGUUCGAGAGACAGGGUGGACGCGGAGGCCGCGGCGGCGCGAGAGGCGGCGCGCGGAGAGGUGGCGGCGGCCCGAGGACGGGCGGCAACACCCAACGGCAGGCUGGCGGUACUCAGUUCACGGGCGGCGCGUUGGGUGCCGCAGUUCGGGGUUAA
Messenger RNA from Colletotrichum truncatum, 2595 nucleotides. Its product is annotated as eukaryotic translation initiation factor 3 subunit 8. The record is from RefSeq and is a predicted model, not a curated record. Lineage: Eukaryota; Fungi; Ascomycota; Sordariomycetes; Glomerellales; Glomerellaceae. Gene Ontology annotation, cellular component: eukaryotic translation initiation factor 3 complex. Gene Ontology annotation, biological process: translational initiation. Gene Ontology annotation, molecular function: RNA binding; translation initiation factor activity; translation initiation factor binding.